UAAUGAUUAAUCGUUGUUGUUUGUAGAGCUGCCACUGCGGCUCUGGUGGAGAAGCAGAGCAGCGAAAUGUUGGAGCUGAUCAACGAGAAGCGCAGCGAGUACAUGAUGGCCGAAUCGCUUUAUCUGGACGACUCGACGAUACCGGACGAGACGGCCGAGGCGCUCAACGACAACGUGCAACCGUACCCCGGCAAGGCGCCGCUACCCCCGUCGCCACACGGCGUGGCCCAAGCAAAGUUCCAGCUGUACUCGGACCCGUUGGAGUUUGCACACAUCGACCAGAUCGCCAUAUCGGUAGCGCAAGAAGACCAAAAAACCUUUACAGAUUUAGUAAGGAUGUUGGUGGGAAAAUGCGGUUCAGACAUAGAAAAAGCCAGGACGAUUUUCCGAUGGAUUACUGUCAAAAACUUGAAUACAAUGAAUUUCGAUGAUAAUCUGAGGGGUGACACGCCAAUGGGCCUGCUCAGAGGUAUCAAACACGGAACGGAAAGUUACCACGUACUGUUCAAACGACUAUGCAGCUAUGCUGGGUUACACUGCGUCGUCAUCAAAGGCUACUCGAAGUCGGCCGGUUACCAACCAGGUGUUCAUUUCGAAGACAGUCGAUUCCGAAACUCGUGGAACGCCGUCUACGUAGCCGGCGCUUGGCGGUUCGUGCAAUGCAAUUGGGGCGCACGGCAUCUAGUCAACGCCAAAGAAGUGCCCAAAGUAGGAGCCAAAGGGAAAUCCGACAGUUUAAGGUAUGAAUAUGACGACCAUUACUUUCUAACGGACCCACGAGAGUUUAUCUACGAGUUUUUUCCACUGCAACCCGAAUGGCAGUUACUCAAAAACCCUAUCACUCAACGAGAUUUUGAAGAUUUACCAUUCGUCAGGUCUCUGUUCUUUAGAUACGGCCUCUACUUCCCAGAUUCCAACACAAAAGCUGUCAUGUAUACGGACGCAACAGGAGCCGCUACAGUGAGAAUAGCGAUACCGACCAACAUGCAAUCCAACCUGAUAUUUCACUACAAUUUGAAAUUCUACGAGAGCGAAGGGGACACGUACGACGGAGUGAGCUUGAAGCGUUUUGUCAUGCAGUCUGUACUGGGAAAUAUCGUGUCGUUCCGCGUGCACGCGCCCAACAGCGGAGCAUUCCUGUUGGACAUAUUCGCCAAUUCGGUGACGCCUAAAGAGUAUCUGACCGGUGAGCCGAUGAAGUUUAAGAGCGUAUGCAAGUUCAAAAUCAUUUGUGAAGAAUUGCAAACCGUCAUGGUGCCGUUGCCGGACUGUGCCAGCGGCGAGUGGGGUCCUACAAAGGCCACGCGGCUCUUUGGCCUCAUACCCAUAUCACAUCAGGACCCACUGGUGUUCGCCGGCCGGGAGUUGGAAAUCCAGUUCCGGAUGUCGAAGCCGCUGACGGAUUUCAUGGCCACGUUGCACAAGAACGGCGUGGAGGAGAAAAGGCUGUCCAAGUACAUAUCGCACACGAUCGUGGACGAUUUCAUCACGUUCCUGAUCGGGUUCCCGGAAGAGGGACAGUACGGUCUGGACGUGUACACGCGAGAGAUAUCGUCGCACAAGUCGGACGAGAACGGCCACCACAACCAUCACCAGCACCAGCACCGGCUCGCCAACGGCAACGGCAUCCACGGCGAAAAACACCUGCUCACCCACUGUUGCAAAUACUUGAUAAACAGUUCGAAACGAAAUUAAUAUUACAUAUUAUUAUUGAUAACACAUUUUGUAAUAUAAUAAUAUAUAUAUAUAUAUAUCGUCGUUUCUAUAUAGAUACGUAUAAGCAUAUAAUAGUAUAGGUACGAAUAAUUCCAGUAUACCUGCAAUAUUAUUUGUUGUAGGUUCGUUUGUAAUAUGUGUAUA
Molecule: messenger RNA, 1860 nt
Organism: Acyrthosiphon pisum (pea aphid)
Lineage: Eukaryota; Metazoa; Arthropoda; Insecta; Hemiptera; Aphididae
Product: hillarin
Exons: 8
Coding region: 67-1695 (542 amino acids)
Source: RefSeq, a predicted model, not a curated record